This is a messenger RNA of Adineta steineri, 1650 nucleotides long. Lineage: Eukaryota; Metazoa; Rotifera; Eurotatoria; Adinetida; Adinetidae. The record is from the annotation of a GenBank genome assembly.
AUGAAUCGCUUUAGUGAUAUUGAUUGUUCAUUUAAAACAUUAACACCUGUCUAUGGUUUUCGUAGUACAGAACUUGUUUCAAUUGAAAAAGCAUUAGAACCAAUAGAAUCUCAAAUUGCUAAUUUAUCAACUUAUAUUAAAAUAGCAAAAAAACAUUGUCAUUAUCCAUCAGAACAUGGUUUAACACAUGAUGAAUCAGCAUCAAUUUAUAUUUAUACAAUGGAAUGGGGUGAACAAACAUUAUAUCGUGUUUUAAAUAAAACUUUAAGAAAUGAAAAUAGACAUUUAUUAAAAGUAUGGUUUCCUUAUUUGAAAUUAUUUGAUACAGCAUUAAAUAAAUUACCAACUGUAAAAGAAAAUGUAUGGCGUGGUAUUACUGACGAUAUUGGCAAAAAUUUUAUUAAAAAUCAAAUAAUAACAUGGUGGAGUAUUAAUUCAUGUUCAUCAUCAGUUAAUAUUAUAAAAGGAUUUCUUGGAAAUAAAAAAAAUUCUACAAUAUUUUUAAUUGAAGCAUUGCAUGGAAAAAAAGUUUCUGGUUAUACACAAUAUGAAAGUGAAGAUGAAAUUAUUUUAAGAUUGGGAACAGAAUUUCGUGUAAAAAGUAAUGCAUUAGAUCAUCCAAAUGGAUCUUAUCUUGUUCAUUUAAUUGAGAUUGAUGAGAAAAAUAAUGAUAAUAAUCAUACAACAGUAGCAUCAUCAUUAGCAUCAGCAAUAUAUCAAAUGUUUUUUACAGCAAAUCAAAUCAGUUCAAAACCAAAAUGGGGCAAAUGGAAACAAAAUGCCAUCACGGUAGUUGCUGGAAAUGGAGAAGGACAACAAUUAAAUCAACUCAAAGAUCCUCGUGGAAUCUUUAUUGAUGAAAACAAAAAUAUUUUCAUUGCUGAUUUUUGUAAUCAUCGUAUUGUUGAAUGGAAAUGCAAUGCAAAAGAAGGACAAAUCGUUGCAGGUGGAAAUGGCAAAGGAAAUCGAAUGAAUCAAUUGAAUUGGCCAAAAGAUACGGUUGUUGAUCAACAAAGUCAUUCGAUCAUUAUUGCUGAUUUUGAGAACAGACGAGUAAUUCAAUGGAUGAAUCAAAAUCAACAAAUUCUCAUUCAUAAUAUUGACUGUUAUUGCUUGGCAAUGGAUAAACAUGGAUUUCUUUAUGUUUCUGAUUAUGUGAAGAAUGAAGUGCGACGAUGGAAAAUGGGAGAAUAUGACAACGAAGGAAUUGUAGUAGUAGGUGGAAAUGGAAAAGGAAACAAACUCAAUCAACUCAAUUAUCCUAGUUUUAUCUUUGUUGAUGAAGAUCAAUCUGUUUAUGUAUCAGAUAGAAAGAAUGAUCGUGUGAUGAAAUGGAGAAAGGAUGCAAAAGAAGGAACAAUUGUAGCUGGAGGAAAUGGUCAAGGCGAGAAUCUCAAUCAAUUGUCUUAUCCUCGAGGAGUCAUUGUUGAUCAUUUGGGUCGAAUCUAUGUAGCAGAUCGUAAGAAUCAUCGAGUAAUGCGUUGGUGUGAAGGAAAAGAAGAGGGUGAAAUUAUUGUUGGUGGAAAUGGUAAAGGAAAUCAAUCAAAUCAAUUCGACGGUACUAUGGGUUUAUCUUUUGAUAUCGAAGGAAAUCUUUAUGUUGCUGAUUCUUUUAAUCAGAGAAUUCAAAAAUUUGAAGUAAUUUUGUAA